Messenger RNA from Drosophila persimilis, 860 nucleotides. RefSeq names its product transforming growth factor beta regulator 1. Gene Ontology annotation, biological process: regulation of cell cycle. Gene Ontology annotation, cellular component: nucleus. Bases 27 to 845 code for a protein of 272 amino acids. The record is from RefSeq and is a predicted model, not a curated record. Lineage: Eukaryota; Metazoa; Arthropoda; Insecta; Diptera; Drosophilidae. The transcript has 2 exons.
CUCUUUCAAAACCAGUUCAACCAGUCAUGCAUUUUAAUUAUAAACGAAAGUACGACAGAUUGAAACGGUGUAUUAAAUUGUACAUACUGGAAAACUCGUGCCUUACUGAUGAAAUUUGCCAUCUACAGUCUGAAUUAGCUGCUACUCGAUAUCAAAGGAUCUACCUAAUUAAGCGACUAAUGUUUUACGAAGGUUUAGAAAAGGCCAAUAUAGAACCCAACUGCGUUUCAAAUGGAAAGCUCGAAUCCAAUGAUAAUUUUUUAAGAGCUUUGAACAAAAAUAAACAAAGUGUUUCAUAUCCAAGGGAAAUAAACAAGGAUACUCAAAAUGGUUCUACGGCACAACUAAAAAAGUCUUUUCCAAUUCAUUUAAAUAAUUUGCUGCUACAUUCAUUAGGCGAUAUAUCAGGGAAUUUAAAUUUCCAUAAUGAGGGUUGGAUAUAUCCAGUUGGUUAUGUGGCAACACGAAUAUACGCCCAUCCAAAGGAUCCAUACAAAAAGUGUGUAUACACUUGUAAAAUCUUAAACAACGCUGGAGUUCCUCAGUUUCAAAUAAUCCCUGAUAAUGAUUUGGAUGGUGUGUAUUUUGGAGAAACCCCUAAUAUGUGUCAUGCUGAACUUUUGAAUAACAUUCAGCGGUAUGCUAAUAAAAGAGUAAAAAUACCAUUUGAUGUGCAGGGAGAAUCUUUUUUUGGCUUAUCGAAUCCAAAAAUUCAAUCACUUUUAAGACUAGACCCGGGAUUUCAUCGCUGCCUUAAUUUUAAAGGGUAUAAUAAUAUACAGAAUCCAACAUCAUUAAAUAAUGCGAGCUUAUCAUUUGAGACACUUCAAACAUUUUUAACUUGAAAGUAAUUAUAACUU